Molecule: messenger RNA, 2357 nt
Organism: Capsella rubella
Lineage: Eukaryota; Viridiplantae; Streptophyta; Magnoliopsida; Brassicales; Brassicaceae
Product: sucrose nonfermenting 4-like protein
Exons: 13
Coding region: 644-2107 (487 amino acids)
Source: RefSeq, a predicted model, not a curated record
UUAAAAACAACAUUUUCAUUACGCAGCGCUUCUUCGCCCUCAGAUUCUUCACCUUGAGAGACCAUAACCAUCAUUCCCAGAUCCAAACAAUGCCAUCUCCACUCUCUCUAAUUAGGGUUCUCUCCUACUUUUCAAAUCCCUAAUUCUUCCUGCCUUCAAUUGUCUCUUUUGCGAUCAUCGAGCUCCUCUCUCUCUCUCUCUACUCUUCUUCCUCCUUCCCCGAAUUAGAAAAGAUCAGACCCGCCGCGAAUUCCUGGGGAAUUUUUCAGCUAGGGUUUCCAGGUGGUGUAUUUUCAUCAGUUGACCUUUGCUUUCACAGCCAGAUCGUUCCGUGGUUGAGUUUAGGGCUCGUCUACAAGGUUUUCGUGUUGGUGAAAUUUCCUAUCUAGGUUGAGGAGAGUUCAGUAAUUUCGUUGUAGAUCGUGAUUUGGGCUUUUAGGGUUUCGGUUACUGGUGGCUGGGAUUUAUGGUUGCGCUAUCGAAUUCGGACUCUCUGCAUGUGUAAGCGUUGAAGUCGGAAGUUUUCCUCAAAAGCGUGUCUUCUGCUGAAGAGUCAAUAUCAUUUUUACUCACUGAGAAUCGAUUGAAGAAGUUUUUAGGAAUUAGUUUCUGUGGAUUGUAACUAUAUAAAUACUGGGAGGGGAUGUUUGGUUCUACAUUGGAUAGCAGCCGUGGAAACAGCGCUGCCUCAGGGCAGCUUCUUACUCCCACCCGCUUCGUCUGGCCUUAUGGAGGUAGAAGGGUCUUCCUUAGCGGAUCUUUCACCAGGUGGACAGAACAUGUGCCAUUGUCCCCGCUUGAGGGCUGCCCUACUGUUUUUCAAGUCAUUUGCAACUUGACGCCUGGAUAUCAUCAGUAUAAGUUUUUUGUUGAUGGGGAAUGGCGGCACGAUGAGCACCAACCAUUUGUAAGCGGAAAUGGUGGAGUAGUGAAUACAAUAUUUAUAACUGGACCAGAUAUGGUUCCUGCUGGUUUUAGCCCAGAGACACUCGGCCGGUCGAAUAUGGAUGUGGAUGAUGUCUUCGUGCGACCAGCUGAUCCAUCCCAGGAAACUAUCCCUAGGUUGUCAGGGGUUGAUUUGGAGAUGUCUCGUCACCGUAUAUCUGUUUUAUUGUCAACUCGUACUGCAUAUGAGCUGCUCCCUGAAUCGGGCAAGGUUAUUGCAUUGGAUGUUAAUUUACCAGUGAAGCAAGCAUUCCAUAUACUCUAUGAGCAGGGAAUCCCUUUGGCUCCUCUCUGGGACUUUGGUAAAGGCCAAUUUGUUGGAGUUCUUGGUCCACUAGACUUCAUUCUAAUACUGAGAGAGCUUGGAACUCAUGGAUCAAACCUGACAGAGGAAGAGCUUGAGACACACACAAUAGCAGCCUGGAAAGAGGGGAAGGCUCAUAUUAGCCGACAAUAUGAUGGAAGUGGGAGACCGUAUCCUAGGCCACUUGUUCAGGUUGGACCCUAUGAUAAUCUGAAAGACGUUGCCCUGAAAAUUUUGCAAAACAAGGUUGCAGCCGUUCCGGUUAUAUUUUCGUCCUUGCAGGAUGGUUCAUAUCCACAGUUACUGCAUCUUGCUUCGCUAUCAGGCAUAUUAAAAUGUAUAUGCAGAUACUUUAGACAUUCGUCUAGCUCUUUGCCAAUCCUUCAGCAACCUAUUUGUUCAAUCCCCCUGGGUACUUGGGUCCCUAGAAUUGGAGAAUCAAGUAGCAAACCUCUCGCUACAUUGAAACCACAUGCCUCUUUGGGUUCUGCGCUCUCAUUAUUAGUUCAAGCUGAAGUUAGUUCAAUUCCGGUAGUGGAUGACAAUGACUCACUUAUUGACAUAUACUCUCGAAGUGAUAUAACUGCUCUGGCUAAAGAUAAGGCAUACGCACAGAUUCAUCUUGAUGACAUGACGGUCCACCAGGCGCUGCAGUUGGGGCAAGAUGCGAGUCCGCCUUAUGGAAUCUUCAACGGGCAGAGAUGUCACAUGUGCUUGCGCUCAGAUUCUCUUGUGAAGGUGAUGGAGCGGCUGGCAAAUCCAGGUGUAAGGAGGCUGGUGAUAGUGGAAGCAGGGAGCAAACGUGUUGAAGGUAUCAUAUCAUUGAGUGAUGUUUUCCAAUUCCUGCUCGGUCUUUGACUCCCACAGCAAAACAACCUCCUCAAACUCUCUUUUUUUUGUUUUUCCUCAUUUCAUCAGAUCAAACUACCCAACAAUUUGCAUCUUUUUAUUUUAAUUUUUUUUUUCUUCUUCUUGCAAGGAAUUUGUAAAUUUGCUACGAACCUCUUCAUCAUUGUUUUCUUCUUCUUAUUUUUGUUGUUUUAGUUGAACGGGUUUCCAUUCUUGUGAAGAUAUUGGCUACCGGAAUCUUUACUAGUAGCUUUCCUCA